Messenger RNA from Rhinopithecus roxellana (golden snub-nosed monkey), 7309 nucleotides. It is a transcript of the gene RIMS3, whose product is annotated as regulating synaptic membrane exocytosis 3. Lineage: Eukaryota; Metazoa; Chordata; Mammalia; Primates; Cercopithecidae. The transcript has 8 exons. Gene Ontology annotation, biological process: positive regulation of synaptic transmission; regulation of membrane potential; calcium ion-regulated exocytosis of neurotransmitter. Gene Ontology annotation, molecular function: transmembrane transporter binding; small GTPase binding. Gene Ontology annotation, cellular component: presynaptic membrane; cytoskeleton of presynaptic active zone. The record is from RefSeq and is a predicted model, not a curated record. Bases 506 to 1432 code for a protein of 308 amino acids.
CUUGGGCUUUGCACCCGGCGGCGACUGAAAACGGUGGCUGCUGCGGAGCCGGCAGCGCAGGCGGGCGGAGCGGAGCUGCCCCCGUGGUGGCGGGCGAUGCCCCCGUGAGCCUCCCUCGCCGCCCCUCCCCGCCCCGCGUGCCUACCCACUCGGAGUCCGCGCCCGCCUGGGGCCGGGCCGCGCCUACUGCCGGGUCCGCGGGGCGGGGUCCCGGGGCAGCACCUGCCCCGCCUUGCGGAGCCGCCUCGGCCUGCGGAGCCCCCCUCCCUAUCUGGACCCCGGCCCCACCUCCGGACCCUUUUGCCACAUCGCCUCCUCCUGGGAGCCUGCCCUGAUUGCCUUCACCUCAUUUCUUGAAAACUGGUGUUUUAGCAGAAGUGGAUUGAAGCCUUGUGCAAAUGCCCUAGGGGUGUGCUGUUGGGAGGGGCACAGCCCCCUGUGAUGCGGAACACCAGGCUCAGAUUCAUCAAUUUGAGCUGCCUGAGGCCCUGCUGCCCCAGGGACCAUGUUUAACGGGGAGCCAGGUCCUGCCUCGUCUGGGGCCUCCAGGAACGUGGUGCGGAGCUCCAGCAUUAGCGGUGAAAUCUGCGGAUCCCAGCAAGCUGGGGGCGGGGCUGGGACCAGCACCGCCAAGAAGCGGAGGAGCAGCCUGGGUGCCAAGAUGGUGGCCAUUGUGGGCCUGACUCAGUGGAGCAAGAGCACACUCCAGCUUCCGCAGCCUGAAGGGGCCACCAAGAAGCUGCGCAGCAACAUCCGCCGGAGCACGGAGACGGGCAUCGCGGUGGAGAUGCGGAGCCGGGUCACGCGCCAGGGCAGCCGGGAGUCCACCGAUGGGAGCACCAACAGCAACAGCUCCGACGGCACGUUCAUCUUCCCCACCACCCGUCUGGGGGCUGAAAGCCAGUUCAGCGAUUUCCUGGAUGGGCUGGGACCAGCUCAGAUUGUGGGGCGACAGACACUGGCAACACCACCCAUGGGAGACGUGCACAUUGCCAUCAUGGACCGCAGUGGCCAACUGGAGGUGGAAGUGAUUGAAGCUCGGGGCCUGACCCCCAAACCAGGCUCCAAAUCCCUCCCAGCCACCUAUAUCAAGGUUUACCUGCUGGAGAAUGGGGCCUGCUUGGCCAAGAAGAAGACAAAGAUGACCAAGAAGACCUGUGAUCCCCUGUACCAGCAGGCUCUGCUCUUUGACGAGGGACCCCAGGGCAAGGUCCUGCAGGUGAUUGUCUGGGGAGACUAUGGCCGCAUGGACCACAAGUGCUUCAUGGGCAUGGCCCAGAUCAUGCUGGACGAGCUGGACCUGAGCGCCGCGGUCACCGGCUGGUACAAACUCUUCCCCACCUCCUCAGUGGCAGACUCCACACUCGGAUCCCUCACGAGGCGCCUGUCCCAGUCUUCCCUGGAGAGUUCCACCAGCCCCUCAUGCUCUUAAGGAUGUCAGGAAGAGGCCAGGAUGGUGGUGUGGGGAGGGGUGCCUGCUGGCCCCAUGUCCUCCCCUGUACAUAGUCUUUGUGUCUUUCUGGACCCCUUGUCCUGCUGCAUGCCUGUUGGCUACUGGGCUCAUCCCAGCUGGCAGUGGAGACUGUAGUGUGUGCGUGUGUGCGUGUGUUCAUGUGUGUGUGUGUACGUGACCACGUUCUAUCUGUUCAUUUGUCUGGGUGUAGUCACUCCUGGUGACGACUUGGGCUGAAAUGUCUCCAUGUCUCUUUGUAUCUUGUUGAAAAGAAACCCAAAGGAGUGUUGUGUGGACACGACUCACCCUGAGGAGUCUCCAGUGGUGGAAGUGGGGCACGCGGCCACUGGUCGGUGCUGCCUGGUCCUGGACCCGGGGCAGAGCCUGUGUGUUCUCCACCUGUGCCUGCUCCUGGUGGUCUCUGCUUUGUUUUCUGUCUUGUCUUUUGUUCCACUCUUGACUCUCCUGGCUCUGCCGCUGUUUUCUGAGGAAUGUAGCAUCCGCUGCAGCUGGCCACACUGAAGGCCCUCUGGGAACCCCACCCCACCAGAGCUGCUCCGGCAGCUCUUCCUGCCACUGAAUGCGUUCUGCAGCAUGUAGCAUGCCCACCUAGCUCCCUGGCCAGGGCCCUGGGGAGGCAGAGAGUACCGGCGGGGGGGCGGGCUGAGGGCUUAGAAAUGACUUUCUCUGUGCGGCUGGAACCGCCUCCUUCCUCCAGUGAAGCACGAGGUCUUGGUUCCAGGGUUCCUGGCCAGGUGCCCCCUUAGCAUUCGUUCUUCAUCUCCUGUCUCUUCAAGCCUCCGCACUCCCCCAUGCUGAAGGAGCUCUGCCAGUGGGCCUGGGCAGGCAGCCGCGAGAGGGCAUGUUAUCUGCUAAAGCAGACAGUCCUCCUGAGGCCCUGAGGGUGGUCCUGAUGCCCUUGGGGCUCAUUCCUGGUGGGCAUGACUCGGUAAGGAGGUGCUGUGGGUAGGGCUGUUUGCCGGAAUAAGGAAGGCUGAGGCUGACUUAUUCCCCGCCACUGCUGAGGAUCCCGUCUGGCAUUUGGGGAUUCGCUGCAUGAAGUUGUUCAUUUGGGGCUCCAGUUUUUGUGCAUUUCCAGACCAGGGUCCCUGUCUGGGAGCUCAGACUCAGCUGGGCUCCAGCAGCCUGGCUCCGGACUCUCGUCUGCCACCAUCACCAGCUCUGUCUAAGCAAUACUUGCCCCUCCCCCGGGCCUCCCUGCUCUCCUGUGCCCCACUGCUGCCCUCUGCAGAGCCAUCUGCUCCAGGCACUCACCUGCCUCUGCUUGCUUUCUCACCCAUGUCUGGUUGGAGCUUCUCACAGCCACUCAAACCCUAACUUGAUUUGACAACUGGGCCCUGUUGGUGGGGACCAUUGCCUGGACUGGACCCUGUGAAAUCUGACCCGUGGGAAUCCUGAAGUCUGACUCAGGAAUGCCCAGACCUGUCCCUGUCCCUCCUCAGUUCUAGGGUGAAAGGCAAGAGGUUGCUCAGGAGAUGGACAGAGCAGCCCUUGGGUUUGUAUCUGGUAGGGAAGAAAGCAGCAGGACAGUGGAGGUGUGGGGAAGGCGCUCUUUCCACCUCUCCCCAGGCAUUAUCCCCAGGUGCUGAAAUUGCUGUGGCCCCAGGACCUGAGGCAGGGAUGCACUACCUGGAGUAGCAGUAGAAAGGUCUUGGGGCCUGAAUGACUUGGGGCCUCCAUUCAUAACCAAAGUCGGAGGGGCAUGGAGGCAGUGGCGGCUUGUGGAUAGGCCAUCUCAGCCCAAAGGGCCUCUUUGGCUGGCAUGGUUCCGUGUUGGGUUGAAGCUAGAAUCCUGUAACUCCUCCCAAGAAAGAUAGGGGAAGAAGCCAGAACCCCACCUGGCCUGCCCACAGGACAAGAAGUGGGUAAGGGCAGGAAGGAAUGAACAGAGUUAGCUCCCAGGUUCCUGUCUCUGCCUGAGCCUCUAUUCUUAUAGUAUCAGAGAAGGGGGCCAUUGGGUGCAUAGAGAUGGGGAGGAGGCCACUGGGCUGAGUUUUCUCUUUAGGCAGAAAUGCUCUCCCCAGGCCCAUUGUGUUCGUCAAGUUCUUAGAAAUGGACAAAGGGCUCUGUCCUCCUCCACCCUAGUGGAGGAUCAAGAAGGAAACUCCCUUGCAAAAGGGUAUUUUAAUCUCCUGUUUAUGAUUUAUUCACCUCUACAGCAGUCACUGUCAGGGUGGUGUGAAAAUACUCUACACCUGUGGGAUGAUAGGGUUGUUAGUGACCCACAGGACAGUAGAGAUGUUUGCUGAUGUAGCACUGAGUAGUGAUACCCAGACCAGCAGUCACCCCAGGAAGUGGGGGCUACCCAUACCCUCAUUCCUCUGGUGGGGAGCUGUCUGCAGAGAGGCCUGCCACUGGGGGGUUCCAGGCCAUGGUGCCCCUUGCCUCUGGGGAAGGGUUAGCACAGGGGAGGUUCUAGCUGGAGGAGGGGCCUGAUGUGCUGGUAACUUGGGCUGACCUACCUACAAUCCCCGGCUGCCAAAACUGCCCAGCAGUUGGGCCACUCCACUCUUCCACCUCUCUAAAAGAAGGUAAUUUCCUCCCCAAAUCAACCUUGGGGAAUUAUUCUUUUAACCCUUUGCACCAAAUAAGUUCCUCAUCCCCACCUGGAUUUUACCCCAUGAGGGUAAAGUGCGAGGCUGACAUGUCUGUGUGAUGCAGUGUGGCUGGACUUAAGGGUCUAUUUCUCAGCAUCCUGGAUGCAGGGGCUUGUCUGAAAAGCCACUCUGGAGCUAGCCUGUCCCAGAAGAGGUGGAUGUGCAGAUGUAACUCCUGGUGUUUGCUGGGGUGGGGGAGCAUCUGCUGUUUGAGGAGGGAUGGUGGGGAAGGAAGGAACAUGAUCCCUCCGGAAGUCUCCCACCCUGGGGCCAACUCACUGCCAGGUUCAGUGUCCUGGCUCCAAAUGCCCCCUCACCCAGAUGAAACCCUGCAGUGGUUACAGGAAUGGAGCUCUUUGUCAUUCCACCUCCUCUGGUCAGGCGAGGUUCACCGUGCAUAUGGCAGAGACAGGAGUGGCCCUGCAGUAUGUUGGGUUGUGGGCAGGGACAGUGAUGGAUGACUCAGAGCGUCUGUCUUUGUAUUUCUGCUCUGUUCAUUCUGUCCUACUUUCUUCAUAGACUCCUUUUCCCUGCAAUGGGUCUUUGGUAUGAAAAAGGCUCCAGUAAAUGGAGCCAAGUCUUGGUUUGACAAGGGGAACUUGAUCCUUCAGGGAAGAACCAUCUCCAAAAUCACUCCCCAUCUGGUUUCUUCUACCACCCAAUUCUACUAGGAAAGGAGCACUUAGGAGGCUCUUGGGAUGCAGCAAGUCCUAGGCAAUGCCAGCAUUUCAUGGGGACUGAGGCAGAACCCAGGAGCUCUAAGAAAGACCACCCAUAGAGCUCAUUCCCCAUGGAAUCACUGCCGGUUAGAACACUGAGGUCAAGCCAGUCCUCCCAUGGUCAUGCCACCCACCAGGGAAGCAUCUCUGAUCUCUUCUUUACUGCCAGCCUUGAGGAGAGCAGAAGCCUCCAUUUUUAAAGACAAUAAAGACCUCCAAGGGUACUUCUUUGGAAAUGAAAUGUAGCACAAUCUUAGCCUAUGUUACCAGGAGCCCUGACAUGCAACCAGGGUCCCUCUUCCAUGCCCUGCUGCCCAGGAGACGCUGAGCUCCUCUUCCCCUGGGGUUCCAGCCCUCCUAAUACCUCAUAUUCCCCAUCUUCCUCAGCCCAGAAAGCAAUGGGGCUUUAGUGAUGCUCCUCUGUUGUGUCUCUCUAGUUGCCUCUAGCACUGUGCAAACUCUGCAAGAAAGUGCUGCCUUUGCUUGAUGUUGUAGAUGAGUUGCCCUCCACCUGGCUGGAGAGAUGGCACAUCAUUCAGGGCCAGAAGGUUGUCCAGCAGUGUUUCUGCAGUGGCUGCAGGGAGAUGGAAAAGAAGAGGCCUGCUUCCCUGCCUCCUCCUACCUUUCUCUUCCACUCCUCAGAGUUUUCUUCUCCAGUAUCCUGACACGUAAAGAGAUUCUUUAAAAUGCUGCUUCUUCUACCGGACUGUCUUUCACUGAGUGGUCAGGGAGGAGAUGAAAAUGUGGACACACACCCACCCCCCCCCGCCCCCCCCGCCUUCUCCCUCAACCUUUUCACUCACGUCAGAAGAGGUUGGGGCAAAACAAAACAAGCAUGAUUGAAGAGCAGGGGAAGCCCACACAAUCAGGUGAGGCCUGAUGGGGGCUGGACUGGCCUGGUCUGGCUGGGAAAGGGUUCUUUUAAAAGUGUGCCUGAGCAUCUCAGAGCAAUGUCAGUGAUGCCAAAGAGAGCAACUUGGCCUCCUUGGGCACCAACUCUGCCAGCUGAGUUGCACAAACGUGGCUCAGAUGUUGGCAUGUCCGACGGUGGGACCUUGUUCUCUGAUAAAGGGCUUAAUCUUUCCAUGUAGCAAAGCAACUCUCCCUCCCUCCUCUCCCCCUGAACCCUGAGCUUGGGCUUGUGUGGGCCCAGCAUGGCUGUGCCUGUGAGGGAAGCCACAUCAGAGAGAGAAAGUUGCGUUCUCUCAGGGGUCUAGACUGGCUUGGGGCAGGUGCUUGUUGAAAAGCAUGAGUGUUUCUGCUUUGGGAAACCCUUCCAGGGCUCUGGCUGGAAACUUGGCCAGUAAGGACAGGGCCUUGGGCCUCCCAAGGAGUUCACAGUGAUGCCAGGAAGGGUCCCUGAGCCUGGGUUCCAGUCAGCUUGGCUAACAGAAUGGGGCCUGGGAAUUCCAGGGGCAACUGAGCAUCCACCCCAUUAGCCAGUGAUCUGGAUGGGGACAGCUGGCUACAGGGAAUCAAAGACUGUUCUGUACAGUUUUGCCAGAAACUGUGACCUUGGGCAAGGCUCCUCACUUUUCUGGGCCUCAGCUUCCUCAUCUGCAAAAUGGGAGCAUUAGCUCAUCUCCCCAUGGUUCCCUCCCGGUUUUAAUUAAAAGUCUCUGAUCUGGAGCACAUGAGGGUUGCGAGCCUGGUGCACCUGGUUCCUGUCUCCGUGGGCUGGUUUCCUCCAGCCCCUGAUGCCCAGGCUGGGCGCAGGCCCUCAUCUGGUCCACACCCAGAUGCUGCCUCAGACAAGAACUCUGGGAAUCCUAACAGACUCUGCUUUCCUCUCUUCGUGGUUUGUCCUCCCUCUUUUAUUCUCGUGUGAUGAUGAGACAUAAUGAAGGGUCGUCUACAAUGUACAAUUUUCAAGGUGCUGAUGUGAUGUCACAACCUCAGCUACAUCCUGAGUAGGUCAGUGUCCCCAUCAGCAGAUGAGGCUGGGUCUUUCCUCAUUUCUGCUUCUGGGAUGACAUCAGUGGGAUAGCUGAAGAUCUGAGAAGUCUAAAGGAAAUGUUCUCUGAUGGGAGGAGAGAGGGAACUUAUUUCCCUUCAAAGUAGUUUGCUUCUUAAGACCACUCCUUCCUCCAGACCACUCCUUCCAGAAUGUCUUUAACCAGACAUCAUCUCAGAAGGCAGGGUGGCUGCUUCCUUAGGAAGAGUGGGCCUGAUAGCUCAACCAACUCCUUUAGCAUAUAAACUCACAGAAGGCGAGAACCCCUUUUUUUAGACUUUCCAAAUGCAUCCUGCAAAGAGAGAGAUAGCUGAUAGGGACUGACAAGCACACUGUUUGGAUAAGAAGCAAUUAGCCUUUUAUAUCUGUGCUCUAUACAUUUUCUAUGUGCAGCAUCUUUCCUAACUUGUUGUGGUUCCUGGGUGGCAGGUGCACAGCUGGGAGGGACUGCCAGCUGUUUCGUACAACGUUCUUGCCAAUUCCCUUGAGGAGAAAAUUCUUCACAUGGCUUCUGCAUGUACAGUAUUUGGGCAGCAAAACAUGAUUAAAGUCAGUUUGAAAAUGG